Eurytemora carolleeae is the source of this 2396-nucleotide messenger RNA. RefSeq lists its product as uncharacterized. Bases 1 to 2043 code for a protein of 680 amino acids. The transcript has 24 exons. Lineage: Eukaryota; Metazoa; Arthropoda; Copepoda; Calanoida; Temoridae. The record is from RefSeq and is a predicted model, not a curated record.
AUGUGGAACCCCAAGACUGCCUUCAGGGCACUAUGCACCACCGUGCCGAUAGCGGCCUGGAGUCCAAACCAGACGAGAGCACAAAUUAUUUACGCCCGUGCUUGGCCCACCUCAGCUUCUCUCCUUAAAAGACAGUUCCGUGUAAGAACCAAGCCAACGGAUGCUGAGAAAAUGUUUGAGUUUCUUAAAACCAUGCCAAAGGUGGAAUCUGUUGAGAAAUGCAAAGGAAGUCCACGUGACAAAAUGUUUAAGACAGCAUAUCUCAUAACUUUCACAGAUGCUGCUGCGUGUGAUGACUUUAAAGCUGAGAAGGUGGUGUGCCCCUACGGGAGACUGGACCGGGGUGUAAACCAGUAUCAUAUGAGUACCAAGAGGCCGACGAAUAUGCUGGGAAGAGCACUUCGUCACAAAUUCUUCUGCUCUGUAAGAUAUAUCAAAGCUUACGCAGACACUGGGGAACUAGAGAGAGAGGUUCUAAUCCUGGCUAGGGGCCAAUGCACAAAGGCGGAAAAGAUGCGAGAAUGGUUAGUCCAGAACGAUGUAGCGGACGUGGAGAAAGUUCGACCUGUUUUAUCAAAAUUUCCAACUAAACAGGUUUUAGUCCUCUUCAAGACUCCCGAGGCUGCGCAGAUGUUCUUGAAGCGCGACCUCUUGAUGAUGGAGAAGAAGGUGGAUGCAAUCCUCUACUCAGAUAUUGGAAAACUCAUCGAUCGGUUCCCCUCGGAUGGAAAGGUGGACGGAGAUAACGAAUAUAGUUCCCGGGAUCCUUCCACCAGGAUAUAUGUUCAACUCUACUCAGAAGCUUUUAAACAACUAGUUGAUAUUCUAGAUAUAUUCCAGGAUGAAGAGCUAGAGGAUUGUAUCCAGUUACCCUCUGAUAUCCCCUCGUUAAUUGGCGGAGAAGAGAUGCUUGCUAAACCAUCCCUCCUCCUCUCAUACAAAACUGCGGCCAAGGUGACUGAAGUUCUUGAGAGGGUUGAUGAUUUUAAUACGGAUAAAACGUACAGAGAAUGGGUGUACGCGACCUCUCUGAGCCAACAGAUCAAAGAUAGAAGGGUCGGACAGUAUCUACGUUCAGACUGUACAGACUCGGCGGAAAUCUGCCAAACAUUCUUUGAGAAAACCGAUGAUUACGUGAAGUUUGCGCCACCGAACUCCAAUCCGAAGAAGGAGAAGAAAGCAAAGGCUGAACCGAUUGCUGCUGCUGCUGCUGUAAGCGCAGCUGGGGCCUCGGUUAAGAAGGAAAGUAUGGAUGUAACUGUAUUGAACACAAACCGUCAAGUGGAGAUGGGAGAAUGGGUGGUCUGUGUUCUUCAACAGAACUUUGCACAAGUGGCGUGGAUUGCCAGUGAUUCUCAGGAGAUUGGUAGAUACUUCUUUGAGAACCACGCUAAUGUUUUGGAGAUAAAGAUGAGAAACAACAGCGACAUUGUGUAUGUCAGGUUUGGAUCCCCUAAGGAUGCUCUGGUGUUCGUUGGACUGAGCUAUGUUAUGUUCUUGGGAGUGUACGUUCAGCGUUGUCUAUUCUUUGAUCAUCCCUAUUACCGAAUGGCAGAAAUUCGUGCAUUUCUGGGGGGUCCGCUGACUGUCCAGAAUGGUCAUCUGCCUAAAAACGACGCAAGAAAUAUAAUCACAAAGGUGGCAACGGUCCCUGGUUCUGUUCAUAACAAUGGAAUUCUGUUUACUGGAUUCACAACCAAGUUUACCAACGCUCAGAUUUUUGAGAGAUUGAAGUCUGAGAUUGGAUUGGAGAAGCCCAGUAUAGUCAAGGGGGAUUGGAAGAAGGAAGGAGAUAACUGGAAUUGUAUUGUAUUAUUGGAUUUGGGAGUAGAGGAGAUAAACAGGUAUGCUGACAGGUGGACAAACCUUCGUGUCAUCAUGGGAGAACAUGCAAUAAAGGCUGAGUUCUAUGCAAAGCCACCCCCUGCCCCUAAGAAGAAGGCCCCCAGGAAGACCACGAAAAGGACGAGGGGGGACUCGGAGUCCACCGGGACUAACGGUGUCAAGAAGAUGAAGAACAUUGAGAAAUAUUUAGAUCAUUAAUACUAGAUUUGAAACCUGAGUUCUUGCAAUCAUGUUCAGUGUUCACAUUAGUAUAAAAUCAACAUUUUGUUAUGUAUUAUUGUGUAUUUUCUCUCUUUUCUAAGAUACUGUGUUGUAUUUUUUUGACCGGGGGGGGGGUUAUUCAUAGGUGCAAUCAAUUUAUUUAGAAGAGGGGGGGAUUCAAAUGAAAAUGUAUUUGUAACGGCGCGACACAGUGAAUCUCUAUGUGGUAGCGGCUUGGCGCUAGUGCUUGGGAGGCGCCUAGUUCCGCCUCUGUAUUGCAUAUUGCAUUAAGGUGCACACAUCAAUUUAACUUGUACAUUAAACAAUCCUAAUAAAUUACUGAACAUUUU